AUGUACCACUUUCCAGACAUUUUGGUUUACUUGUGCUUAUUCGCGAGUGGCUGUUUUUUCGGCUACUACGGCAAAUAUGCCUACGUCUACGACAACCUCUGGACGCAUUGGUAUGCAAUGCUCGGUGGCAUCAUAGCUGUGGCUUUGGCUGGUGGCCUGACAUUGAGGAAAUAUAUGCAACGCCAAUAUAGCUACGAUCACUUCUACGUAAUUUUCUACGGUUUGAUAUGCUUCGUUAUCAGCGCUUGCUUCAUGUUGACAGACAAUUUGGAUAUUUGCUUCUAUUUCGGCUUCAUCGGCAUUGGCACUACGCUUAUCCCCUGCUAUAGUUACAUCAGCAUACGCAGCUCCUCGGGUGGUCUUCGACCUGCGCGCUUGGCUCUCGGUAACACACUUUACUUCGGUGGCUUCACUGUGGGCUUCAGCAUAUUUAACGAAUUCGAAGCUAUUUAUUGUGGUUGGAUUUACAUGGGCAUCACGUUGUGCAUGCUGGCCGGAGUGGUGAUCAACGAGAUACUGCAAUAUUUCGGUUUGUACGAUUACAAAGUGUCCUAUGAUUUGGCGUUGAAUUUGUUGAAUGAGGAAAAAUUAGUGUUCAUGCCGAAUAAGUCGGUUUAUGCGCUCUUUGUGGGCAGGAAUGAUUUCUUUGUGAUGCGCAACCGGCAAUGGUUGGUAGUGGGUUUCGCGGCGAUUUUGGUGCUUGAGCGUGCGCUUAUAUAUUCUUCGUCAUAUCUGCAACUAGCUUGGAGCUCCACUUUUGGCUACAUGGGUACUCAAUAUUUGUAUGGGCCAUGCCUACUCUAUACGCUUGGCUGUGCGGUAGGCUGCAUUUUGAUGGUGCUUUACAAACCCAAACUAGUGUAUCUGAUGUUUGGUGUAAUCAAAAUCACCGCACUCUCUGCGAUAUUGGGUGUUUAUGUCGAUAACUCCACAAAGAACUGCUUCUACUUUUUAUGCUUUUAUUAUAUUUGUAUUGGUGUAUACUCCAGUGUGGCUUUUCAGCUUGUUCUCGAAUGCACGCCAUUGCUUUACACAGAACUGGCUUUAGCGGUGGCCUUCGCAAUCGAGCUGUUUGUAUUGGAGGUCCUAAAGUAUGAGACGAAGGCCGAUGAUGCAUGGCACGAACUACUGGGAAUCGGUAUAUUCAAUAUACUUUUGACUGCAGUAAGCAUAGGGCUGGUACUGAUAUUUAUGCCGCGCUCCCGUGGCCUCAUUGAUAUGCGUAAUAAGCUGAUGGGUAUAAACAGGAAAAAAGCUGUGACAGCGCCGCAAAUUGGCCCGUGGAAUACCCACUUUUUUUUGUACCACGAUCUGCAACCAGAUGAUGUGAAAAGUGUGAAGUUGGAUGGCAACCGAGUGUAUCAGCAGUAUCCCAAGGAGUCAGAGGACAAAGUGGAGUUGCCAAAUGUGUGUGAACGGCUGCCGAGCAUUGGUUCAGCAAAGGGCACAUUUUAUGGAGAAUAG
Messenger RNA from Anastrepha obliqua, 1464 nucleotides. RefSeq lists its product as uncharacterized. The record is from RefSeq and is a predicted model, not a curated record. The transcript is spliced from 3 exons. Bases 1 to 1464 code for a protein of 487 amino acids. NCBI's taxonomy places the organism in Eukaryota, Metazoa, Arthropoda, Insecta, Diptera, Tephritidae.